UGUCUUUGGGCCUCCCAGAGGCGGAGCCAUGAGAGCCUGAGAUUUGUCAGGGAAAUCUCAGCCACCUGCUGCCUCAUGCAAAUGGACCCAUGUGCCCCAUCACCACCACCACAGCUGCUCCUUGGGCUCCACGGUUAAGCCCUGUUAUCUCUCCCUGAGUAAGGGUGAGAGGGUAGCCUUAUUCCUCAGCUCCGACCUUCACAGUCCAGCAAGACCCCAGGAGUCAUGUGGGCAAACAUGAAGACAGACCCCCAUCCUACAGGGUUCCCUUCUCUUUAUAGUCCUUUCUUUGCCCGGAAGGCAGGGGCACAUCGACCCAGAAUCCCCCUGAAUCUCCUGUCAGCUCCCCCGGCUAGAAUCAGGCCCAGGGGCAGCUGGCUGGGGCUUGUCUAGAAAAAGGAUUAUCCAGAUCAGCCCCUUCUAAUCUCAGCUUCUGCCUGUACCCUCUUCCCCCACAGUCCUCAUGAGGGAACAUGGUUUGGGGUGUUGACAACAGGGUCAUCUAUCACCUUUCUGUCCUGGCUCCUAGCCUGCUUGCUGAACAGGCUUGCACUGCCAAGAUCAUGACCACAAGUUAGGGCUAGGGCCUGGGGCCCCUGGAGCUGUGGCUGCUCUUGUUCUGUUCUCCCCAAACCCAACCAGUAAUCCUCACAGCUUUUCUCUGAUCCGUGGGCCUGAUGCUCUUAUCUCUGCCGGCAGACUGACCAUGGAGGCACCCCUUUAUUCCCCCCUUCUUGUGGCUGGAUGGGGGCGUGCUCUUCUCUGGCUCAAAGACCUGCUCCUCACCCCUCCAGGUUGGCCCAAGUCUCUGGAAGCCAUCCGCCUCCCUCCCUGGCCUCUCCCCCACCCCUGCCAGCUGAUUUCAUUUGCCUGACGUGGUUGUCGUGGUUGUCGUUGGCCUUACCCUUCCCUGUCAGUUUCCCCCUCCCAGUCGGGGCCAGGCCAGGCCAGCUCCUCUGGCAGCAGAGGGGGGCAGGUGACAGGCAGGCAUCGCAGCUGAGAGACUCAGGAGGCGCCUGGGAAACAGAAACCUGGGAGAAGUCCAGCCACAGCCCAAGAGCCAGAACCGCCCCUCGAUCUGUGCACCAUGGGGGAGAUGGAGCAGCUGAGGCAGGAAGCGGAGCAGCUCAAGAAGCAGAUUGCUGAUGCCAGGAAAGCCUGUGCGGACACCACCCUAGCUGAGCUUGUGUCUGGCCUAGAGGUGGUGGGACGAGUCCAGAUGCGGACACGGAGGACAUUAAGGGGACACCUGGCCAAGAUCUAUGCCAUGCACUGGGCCACUGACUCUAAGCUGCUGGUAAGUGCCUCGCAGGACGGGAAGCUGAUCGUGUGGGACACUUACACCACUAACAAGGUGCAUGCCAUUCCCCUGCGUUCCUCCUGGGUCAUGACCUGUGCCUACGCACCAUCAGGGAACUUUGUGGCGUGUGGGGGUCUGGACAACAUGUGUUCCAUCUACAGCCUCAAAUCCCGUGAGGGCAAUGUUAAGGUCAGCCGGGAACUCUCUGCCCACACAGGUUAUCUCUCCUGUUGCCGCUUCCUGGAUGACAACAACAUUGUGACCAGCUCUGGGGACACCACGUGUGCCUUGUGGGACAUUGAGACGGGGCAGCAGAAGACGGUGUUUGUGGGACACACUGGUGACUGCAUGAGCCUGGCUGUGUCUCCAGACUACAAACUCUUCAUUUCGGGCGCUUGUGAUGCCAGCGCAAAGCUCUGGGAUGUGAGGGAAGGGACCUGCCGCCAGACUUUCACUGGCCACGAAUCCGACAUCAAUGCUAUCUGUUUCUUUCCCAAUGGAGAGGCCAUCUGCACUGGCUCAGACGACGCUUCCUGCCGUCUGUUUGACCUGAGGGCAGACCAAGAAUUGACCGCCUACUCCCAUGAGAGCAUCAUCUGCGGCAUCACAUCAGUAGCCUUCUCGCUCAGUGGUCGCCUACUCUUCGCAGGCUACGAUGACUUCAACUGCAAUGUCUGGGACUCUUUGAAGUGCGAGCGUGUAGGCGUACUCUCUGGCCAUGACAACAGAGUCAGCUGCCUGGGGGUCACAGCUGAUGGUAUGGCUGUGGCCACUGGGUCCUGGGACAGCUUCCUCAAAAUCUGGAACUAAGGAGGCUAGAAGAAGAGAGGUGGAAGCCAUGAAGAUUCUCAGCUGCUUCCUCCUAUAUUCAUCUCUUUAGGGUCAGUCUUCUAUAUCCCAGGGGCCAUUCCCAGUAAACUUUCUUUUGAGAGCAGUAGGGAUUAUGGGAGUGUGCCUUUGGAAGCAUCAGGGACACAAGGGCAAAGAACUGCCCCAUUUCCGCCCAUGGCCUCCCCUAUUCAGAGCCCUCACAGCUUCUCCCUUAAUAAACAGGAACAGACCCUCUCAGCCUCUAGGGUCCUCUUGAGCUACCCAUAGCCUUUGUCCAGACCUGGAACGGUCAGGGUGCUCAGCUCACGACUGUGGGUGUCACUGCUAGUCCCCUGGCCCUUUCAUACUUUCUCCUUUUCUACCUUUCCCCCUUUAUUAUUAGCUAAUAAAACGUAGCAUCCUGUGUUGCUAGCUUCCACCCCUUUAUGCUACAAGAAGACCGAGGUCCUGUUAACGGACAACAAGAUAUUACAGGUGCUAGGAUAAAGGCUAAGUACUAGGUAGACUGUGGGCAGGAAGAAGGAUCAAGGCAGAAGCUGAGGUUUCUUGGGGAGGCACACGACAGCUUGCUCCAGACUACAAUCAUGUGUGCAUGCCUGCAUAGGAGCUGGAUGAUAAAGGGCCUUGGAGGCCACUAAAGAGUUUCAAGUGGGGUAUUACCACGAUCUUUAAGCUUGUCAGGAAAACUGCUCUUCCAACAGUUUAGGGUGGUAAAAUGGAAAGACUGGCCCUCUAGAAACAUGAAGCAGGUGGCAAGAAAUGCUAGGAUGACAGAACUGGGGCUGAGUGUGAAGCUCACUAACAGAGUUAUUUGUCUAACAUGAGCAAAACUCCGGGUCAACCUCCAGCAACACACACACAUACACACACUGACAAGACAGGAGAAGAGAUCAGAAACAUGGAGUCACCAAGAUCUUGUGGUCAUACUCACAGAUAUGCCAUUCUGAACAGAAGAAUUCAGUAUGAUAACCAAGGCCAAGACUAAUGUCCAGGCAGAUAGGUGGGUGAGGGUCUUCCCUAUCCACGAGGAUGGGGAAUAGGCAAUGAGGAAUAGCUUUAGGGAAAAAAAGAUCAUAAACUUUAUUUUAAGGGAACUAACGCUGAGUGCUUAUGUGGCAGCUGAAUAAAAGUCUGAAAAUUACCAGAAGCAAGUAAGUAAUAGCUAAGCCCCAACAAAAGGGGAAGAGGAGAGAGGCGCCAAGGGCAGAGCCUUGGAGAACAUCAAAACUUAA
This is a messenger RNA of Myodes glareolus (Bank vole), 3363 nucleotides long. RefSeq names its product G protein subunit beta 3 (gene Gnb3). NCBI's taxonomy places the organism in Eukaryota, Metazoa, Chordata, Mammalia, Rodentia, Cricetidae. Gene Ontology annotation, molecular function: protein binding. Gene Ontology annotation, biological process: signal transduction. The record is from RefSeq and is a predicted model, not a curated record.